This is a messenger RNA of Aspergillus tanneri, 366 nucleotides long. Its product is annotated as hydrophobin family protein. The coding region runs from base 1 to 366 and encodes 121 amino acids. Gene Ontology annotation, cellular component: fungal-type cell wall. Gene Ontology annotation, molecular function: structural constituent of cell wall. Lineage: Eukaryota; Fungi; Ascomycota; Eurotiomycetes; Eurotiales; Aspergillaceae. The transcript has 3 exons. The record is from RefSeq and is a predicted model, not a curated record.
AUGAAGUUCUUCGUCGCUGCUGCUCUCUUCGCUGCCACUGUGCUGGCCCAACCCGGUAACCCCAAGAUUGGCAACAAAGCCCAGGAGCUGUACGCAAAAUGCUCUGGUGGCAACCGCUUCUGCUGCAAUGGAGAGACCGAGGACACCCACUUCAGCCAGGACAAGUAUAGCAGCCUCGUUGGUCUUCUCGAUGGCGGCGUUCUCCCCGGCCUGAACACCGGUCACUACACCGGUUGCAGCUCUCUAGUUGAGCUCAUCCCCGGCAACUGCCAGGACACCGUUGCCUGCUGCGACAACUCCGGGCCGAACGUUAACAACGGUGUUAAUGUGGCUCUCCCUUGUAUUGGUGUUCCCAUUGGCGUUUAA